UCCUUAAACGGAGUUCUCCCGGAAACUCUCAUUUUCCUUCAUUUUCUUUUUAGUUUUAUUCCUGGAAAUUACUAACUGGGUACGGGCUGGAUUUCGGUGGGUCUGUCUUUUUUUCUCAUUUUUAACAUCUGUGGUUAACGUCUACGAUCCAAAAAGGGUAAAAAAAAAAAAAAAAAACGUCUGUUGUAAACAUGGGAACCUGUUGUAGCAAGGAACCCCUGUACGAAGUAGUAUCAGAGGAUCGGGAUGAGAAACAGUACGUGCGAGAUGGCGAAGAUGAUGAUGAGAAUAUUGCAGAUGACGGAGCCAUUGUUAGGCUUCAAGGGCCUUCAGCAUUCACUUCUAUGUUCACCAAACAAGGGAAAAAGGGGAUCAAUCAAGAUGCCAUGACUGUUUGGGAGAACUUGGCUGGUGAAGAUAUGUUCUUCUGCGGCGUGUUUGAUGGUCAUGGUCCCUUGGGUCACAAGAUUGCACGCUAUGCGCGAGACACUUUGCCCUCAAAGCUUCAUUCAGCCAUCAAGAGGUCUCAGAUUUCAGAUGCUUCUGCUGGACAAAAUAAUUUUGUUAACGGCAGCACAGAUAAAGAUGGUAAUGACGGUGAAAAUUUCUUCUUCAAUUCCAUGAAGGCCAGUUUAAUCAAAUCCUUCAGUGAGACAGAUGAUGAACUUAGCCUUGACUCUGCCAUUGACAGCUUUUGCAGUGGUACAACAGCAGUAACAGUCAUUAAGAAGGGUGAUCACUUAGUUGUUGCCAAUUUGGGAGAUUCACGUGCUGUUCUUUGCACAAGAAGCAGCAAAAACCAACUCAUUCCCAUCCAACUAACAGUUGAUUUGAAACCUAAUGUUCCAAGCGAAGCUGAAAGAAUCAACAUCUGUAAAGGCAGGAUUUUCGCAUUGGAUGAAGAACCAGAUGUAUACCGAAUAUGGAUGCCAGAAGACGAUUGCCCUGGUUUAGCCAUGGCAAGAGCUUUUGGAGAUUUCUGCCUGAAGGAUUAUGGCCUCAUCUCUUGUCCUGAAAUUUCACACAGAAAGCUUACAGCCAAUGAUGAAUUUGUGGUGUUAGCUACUGAUGGGAUUUGGGAUGUAAUGUCGAACCAAGAGGUGAUAAAGAUAGUUUCUUCAGUAAAAGAUCGAUCAACAGCGGCUAAAACACUAGUUAGUUUUGCUGUGAGGACAUGGAGAAGUAAAUUUCCAUGUUCAAGGAUUGAUGAUUGUGCAGUAAUUUGCUUGUUCUUUAAGGAGGAGACUGUGGCGAGCAAGUCUACGUCUGAUGUGAAUGGUGGAAGUAGCGUAAGCCGAGCAGAGUUUUCAGUUCAUCGGAAAUCUAAAUCCGUGAAAAGUGAAGACAACUUUGAAAGAGAGUCAAAAGGGUCUGAUGGGGUAUCGACAAUAAAUUCUUUUAUAAAGAUUCCAAGAAUCUCUCAUGUGUUUUGAGUUAGACAGCAGCAAAAAGCUCUUUUUAUGAGGAAACCAAACAGAGAGGUUUACAAGCAUUUUAGGGUUUAUAAUUUAUCCAGACACAGAAUUCUGGGAAAAGUAGUCAAGUAAUUUUUUCUUUUUGGAAAGGAGAAAAAUUAAUGGGAUUAAUUAGGUAUUUGUUGAGCA
Carica papaya (papaya) is the source of this 1604-nucleotide messenger RNA. RefSeq names its product Protein phosphatase 2C family protein. The record is from RefSeq and is a predicted model, not a curated record. NCBI's taxonomy places the organism in Eukaryota, Viridiplantae, Streptophyta, Magnoliopsida, Brassicales, Caricaceae. Gene Ontology annotation, molecular function: protein serine/threonine phosphatase activity. Gene Ontology annotation, biological process: protein dephosphorylation.